Messenger RNA from Dracunculus medinensis (Guinea worm), 870 nucleotides. The record is from the annotation of a GenBank genome assembly. NCBI's taxonomy places the organism in Eukaryota, Metazoa, Nematoda, Chromadorea, Rhabditida, Dracunculidae.
AUGGAACAUUUAAAUUUGAAUGGCGCUGAUCAAGCUGCAAUCAUGGAUUUAAUAACAGAACUGAGCGGAAUAAAGGAUUUGAUAAUUGCAAACAUUGCAAACAUGAAAUUGCUUCGUGUGAUUCGCAGCAUCGAUUUUGAGGACGAAAUUUUUCAGGCUAAUGUUCGUUUAGAGAAAGCAUUCACGAAUCUAAAAAAUGGCCUGAAUAGUGAGCAAAAGACGGACUUGGAUGUAUCCGGGUUUGCAUUAUUGCAGCCAAAUCAAAUGAAUGAACUGCUACAGGCUCACGGCGUUAAUGAUCCAAAGAAAAUUGAAUUAGAUAUCCAAGCAUACAGUGGACUGAAUAAGCACGAAUGCAUAGAAAAUAUUUGGAGAAGUAUCAAGAAAAUCGCUCUUGGGGAAAAGGAAUUGAAAAGAGUAAAACGAUUCACUAUUUUCAAAAAACCAGGGAUAUUUGCUUUAUCACCGUUUAUUUUCUCGCCAGGAACUGGUCUCACAGUUUUGGGUCCUGUAAUUCUUUCUCCAAACGUUUUUAGCCCAAACAUAUUAAGCCCUGCAGUGUUCAGCCCUCUUAUCUUUGAUCCAGAUGUACUUGGCCCCUUCAUUUUAUCUCCUUAUGUCUUAUCACCACACAUAUUAUCGCCUUUGAUUCUAGCACCCUUCGUCCUUACUCCAUAUGCACUCUCACCACGUACUGUUUCGCCUUAUGUUCUUAGUCCUUUAGUCCUCAGUCCUUAUAUUCUGUCACCAACUAUAUUAUCACCUCAGGCGCUUGGUGGUUUCUUCCUUUCCCCUAGAAUGCUAUCACCAGCUAUAAUAAGUGACCAGUUUUUAUCUUUAAAUGUUUUAUCACCAACAUUUUUGUCAUAA